AAAACAUCGAUAGAUAUCGGCCAUUACUAUUUUUUAAAUAGAUUUGAAGAUAUUACUUAGAGCUUAUUCAAUGUGGGCAAAUCUUAGAAAGCAAUUAUGGUGUCCAAGGCAGUUUACUGCUGUUGGGAUGAAAUACUUUGCUCCACAGAAAAAAAGCGAUUAUGUGGAAAAGGUGGAGCGGCCAAAACUAAAAGUAAUGGAGAGGGUGCCUCAGUAUCCCCCUAAUCUCCGACCACCUAAAAUGCAGAAGAAAUUGAAGUUUAUGAGAGGACCUGAAGUUGUUCAUAAUAAUUUUAUUCAUAAGCAAUAUGGAAUUGUUGCGGAAAGUGGUGGUCGUUUGCGAUGGGGCCAUUUUGAAAUGCUAAGGCUUACAAUUGGUCGCAAGAUGGACGUUAACAGAAUGUUCGCCAUAUGGAGAGUGCCACCACCUUGGCAACCUGUAACAAAAAAAGGACAAGGCCAACGUAUGGGAGGUGGAAAGGGCGCUAUAGACUAUUACGUUACUCCAAUAAAAAAGGGUCGUGUAAUUUUGGAAGUCGCUGGUAACUGCGAAUUUUCUGAAGUUAAAUCCUUUUUGGAUAUAGUAGCGCAGCAAUUACCUUUCAAAGCUCGUGUUAUAUCACACGACCUGUUAACUGAUUUGGAGCAUUCAACAAUUGAAGAUCCGUCACAUAGUUAUAUAAAGUAUAUAAUACAAAAUAAUUUGAGCGGUUGUCACAAGUGGUUAUCUCCUGUAGAUCACAAAUGGUUUGGGAAGUAUAAUUAGUUACAAUAAAUGAUAUAUUUGAUUCUGUAUUAAAAUGUUUAUUAAUCGA
This is a messenger RNA of Bactrocera neohumeralis, 815 nucleotides long. It is a transcript of the gene mRpL16, whose product is annotated as 39S ribosomal protein L16, mitochondrial. Gene Ontology annotation, cellular component: mitochondrial large ribosomal subunit; ribosome. The record is from RefSeq and is a predicted model, not a curated record. NCBI's taxonomy places the organism in Eukaryota, Metazoa, Arthropoda, Insecta, Diptera, Tephritidae. The transcript is spliced from 3 exons. Bases 71 to 766 code for a protein of 231 amino acids. Gene Ontology annotation, molecular function: rRNA binding; structural constituent of ribosome. Gene Ontology annotation, biological process: mitochondrial translation.